Molecule: messenger RNA, 1041 nt
Organism: Spinacia oleracea (spinach)
Lineage: Eukaryota; Viridiplantae; Streptophyta; Magnoliopsida; Caryophyllales; Amaranthaceae
Product: probable caffeoyl-CoA O-methyltransferase At4g26220
Exons: 6
Coding region: 178-897 (239 amino acids)
Molecular function (GO): O-methyltransferase activity; S-adenosylmethionine-dependent methyltransferase activity
Source: RefSeq, a predicted model, not a curated record
GUUCAAUUUAGGAUCUUUACUAUUUUUUUGUUUUGACAUGAGCUAAUCCAGAAAUUAAGUGUAUAAAUGUACCACAUAAUAUUUCUUCUUCAACAAGGGAAUCAUCGAUUAAUCUAUAUCUACCAAGACUCCAAGAGAUGCUCUAAAACACCGUGAAAUUUCGUGUAUAAAAUAGCUAUGGCAUCCAAGGAACAAUCAUCAAUUGCAAGUGAAUCAGUGAUGCAGAGUGAUGAGCUAUACAAGUAUAUUUUGGAGACCAGCGUAUAUCCAACGGAAGCUGAAUAUUUGAAAGAGUUGAGAGAAGCCACAACUUCUAACCAUACUACAAAGACAGUUGUUACAUGCCCAAUUGCUGGACAAUUGAUGGGCAUGCUCUUAAAGCUAGGGAAUGCAAACAUGGUCAUUGAAAUUGGAGUUUCUACCGGAUAUUCUACACUUUUAACAGCUCUCACUAUUCCUAAAGAUGGGGAGAUUCUAGCCAUAAGUCCAGACCAAAAAUCAUUUGAAAUUGGUUUACCAAUCAUCAAGAAAGCAGGUGUUGAUCAUAAAAUCAACUUCAUUGACUCGGAAGCUCUUCCCGUUCUAGAUCAAUUUGCCAAAGAUAAAUUGAACAUGGGAAGUUUCGAUUUUGCAUUCGUUAAUGAGAUUGACACUAAUAAUUACACAAACUACUACAAGAGGUUAGUGAAGUUGGUGAAGAUUGGAGGGUUGAUUUACUUUAGUAACACCCUUUGUGAAGGGUAUGUAGUUAAACAAGAGCAAGAUGUGCCAGAAAACAAGAGACUUCUUAGGCAACAAUGCCACAACUUCAUCAAGGAAAUGUCACAAGACCCUCAAGUGCAAAUAUGUCAUUUACCAAUAGGCAAUGGUUUCUUCUUAUGUAGGCGCGUUUAUUGAAUCUCGUGUGCAUCAGUGCCUUUUCAGUAUCAGUCAUGUUGUUUAUAAACUACUAUAUGUAGGAAGAUGUUACGAUAAGGAAAAUUAUGUUAUGGAAAGUUUUUCUGAGAUACAAUAUAUCUAGGACGUAGUUUACAUUGUUUA